Messenger RNA from Gossypium raimondii (Peruvian cotton), 4173 nucleotides. RefSeq lists its product as uncharacterized. NCBI's taxonomy places the organism in Eukaryota, Viridiplantae, Streptophyta, Magnoliopsida, Malvales, Malvaceae. Gene Ontology annotation, biological process: protein export from nucleus. Gene Ontology annotation, molecular function: small GTPase binding; nuclear export signal receptor activity. The coding region runs from base 220 to 3378 and encodes 1052 amino acids. The transcript has 29 exons. Gene Ontology annotation, cellular component: cytoplasm; nuclear pore. The record is from RefSeq and is a predicted model, not a curated record.
AACCAAGCAAGAAACAAAAAGAAAAAGGAAAAAUAAAAAUGAAAAAGAAAAUAAAAAAAACCGCAUUGCUGAUUCCUCCAUCCCAUCGUAGAAAAACCAAACCCUCCUUUUCCUCCUUCGAUAUCUUCAAAGUAUAAUAUUUCUGUUUUUCUUCUUCAUUUUCGCUAAAUCGCCGCUUCCUAGAUCUUUCUCUUACGAUCCAAACAAGGCAGUCGACUAAUGGAGAACUUGGCGCAGUUAGAAGCAUUAUGCGAGAGGCUAUACAAUUCGCAGGACUCGGCGGAAAGAGCUCAUGCGGAGAACACUUUGAAAUGCUUUUCGGUGAACACUGAUUACAUUUCGCAAUGCCAAUACAUUCUUGAGAAUGCUUUGACUCCUUAUGCCUUGAUGCUUGCUAGUUCUAGUCUUUUGAAACAAGUUACCGAUCAUAGCCUGGCUUUGAAUCUUCGCCUCGAUAUCUGGAGUUAUAUUUUCAAUUAUUUAGCGACAAGAGGACCGAAAUUGCAGCCGUUUGUCACUGCAUCUUUGAUUCAGUUGUUAUGCAGAGUGACGAAAUUUGGGUGGUUUGAUGACGAGAGAUUCCGCGACGUGGUUAAAGAGUCGGCUAAUUUCUUGAGCCAGGGAACUUCAGAACAUUAUGCCAUUGGUUUGAAGAUACUGAAUCAACUUGUCUCUGAGAUGAACCAGCCAAAUCCGGGGUUGCCAUCAACACAUCAUCGAAGGGUAGCCUGCUCAUUCAGGGAUCAGUCACUUUUUCAAAUAUUCCAAAUGUCUUUAACAUCAUUGCGCCACCUGCAAAGUGAUGUUGCAAGUCGACUACAAGAGCUGGCACUUUCUCUUGCACAUAAAUGUUUAUCCUUUGAUUUUGUUGGGACAUCAAUUGAUGAAAGUUCGGAAGAGUUUGGUACUGUUCAGAUACCGUCAUCUUGGAGGCCGUUAUUGGAGGAUUCUUCAACACUUCAGAUAUUUUUUGAUUAUUAUUCAAUUACUAAAGCUCCUCUUUCAAAGGAGGCAUUGGAAUGCUUGGUAAGACUAGCAUCUGUAAGACGUUCUUUAUUUGUAAAUGAUGCUGCACGGUCCAAGUUUUUGGCUCAUUUAAUGACAGGAACAAAAGAAAUUCUCCAAUCAGGACAAGGUCUUGCUGAUCAUGAUAAUUACCAUGAAUACUGUCGACUUCUUGGACGUUUUAGGGUAAAUUAUCAGUUGUCAGAGUUAGUGAAUGUGGAGGGUUACAGUGAUUGGAUACGAUUGGUAGCUGAAUUCACUCUGAAGUCUUUGCUGUCCUGGCAGUGGGCAAGUAGUAGCGUAUACUACCUAUUGGGGCUAUGGUCCAGAUUGGUUUCAUCUGUUCCUUAUUUGAAAGGUGAUGCGCCAAGUUUGCUGGAUGAAUUUGUUCCUAAGAUCACUGAGAGCUUUCUCACAUCAAGAUUCAACUCUGUACAGGUGGGAUUUCCAGAUGACCUUUCUGAAAAUCCAUUAGAUAAUGUUGAACUGCUUCAGGAUCAGCUGGAUUGCUUUCCUUACCUCUGCAGAUUCCAGUAUGAAAGCAGUGGCUCGUAUAUAAUAAACAUGAUGGAGCCUGUCCUGCAGUCAUACACGGAAAAAGCACGAUUGCAGACCUGUGAUAAAAAUGAUCUCUCUAUUAUUGAAGCUAAACUUACUUGGGUUGUUCAUAUUAUUGCUGCCAUUCUUAAGAUAAAACAAUGUACUGGCUGCAGCAUGGAGUCACAAGAAGUACUUGAUGCAGAACUCUCUGCUCGUGUUCUGCAGUUGAUAAAUGUCACUGAUAGUGGAUUGCACAGUCAGCGGUAUGGUGAGGUUAGUAAACAAAGACUUGAUCGAGCAAUUCUGACUUUCUUUCAGCAUUUUCGCAAGUCCUAUGUUGGUGAUCAAGCAAUGCAUUCCUCCAAGCAGUUAUAUGCCCGUUUAUCCGAGCUGCUUGGACUCCAUGAUCACCUGUUACUAUUAAAUGUGAUUGUUGGGAAGAUAGCUACAAACCUGAAGUGCUACACAGAGAGCGAGCAAGUCAUUGAUCACACGCUAAGCUUGUUCCUGGAACUGGCAUCUGGAUACAUGACUGGAAAGUUGCUUCUGAAGCUGGAUACUGUUAAAUUCAUAAUUGCAAAUCAUACAAGAGAGCAUUUUCCUUUCUUAGAAGAAUAUAGAUGCUCUCGUAGCAGGACAACAUUCUAUUACACCAUUGGGUGGUUGAUUUUUAUGGAGGACAGCCCUAUCAAAUUCAAGUCUUCAAUGGAGCCACUUCUGCAAGUCUUUGUCAGCCUGGAGUCAACACCCGAUGCAGUAUUUCGUACUGAUGCGGUUAAGUAUGCUUUAAUUGGAUUAAUGAGGGAUCUUAGAGGAAUUGCAAUGGCCACAAACAGUCGUAGAACAUAUGGUCUUCUAUUCGACUGGCUAUACCCUGCGCACAUGCCACUUAUCUUGAAAGGCAUUACUCACUGGACUGACACACCAGAGGUUACCACUCCGUUGUUAAAAUUCAUGGCUGAGUUUGUCUUGAACAAAGCACAACGCUUGACAUUUGACUCAUCUUCUCCUAAUGGGAUUCUUCUUUUCCGGGAAGUCAGUAAACUAAUUGUGGCAUAUGGGACAAGGAUUUUAUCUCUUCCUAAUCCUGCUGAUAUAUAUGCCUUCAAGUACAAGGGAAUAUGGAUUUCACUAACUAUUCUGGCAAGAGGUCUUGCUGGAAAUUAUGUGAACUUUGGUGUUUUUGAACUCUAUGGUGAUAGGGCACUCUCCGAUGCACUCGACAUUGCUCUAAAGAUGACAUUAUCAAUUCCUUUGGCCGAUAUAUUGGCAUUUCGGAAGCUAACGAGGGCGUACUUCUCAUUCUUGGAGGUUCUAUUCAACAGCCACAUUAACUUUAUAUUGAAUUUAGAUGCAGCAACCUUCAUGCAUAUUGUUGGUUCCCUUGAAUCUGGUCUUAAAGGCCUGGAUAUAAAUAUCUCAUCGCAGUGUGCGGCAGCUGUUGAUAAUUUGGCUGCUUUCUAUUUCAACAACAUAACUAUGGGGGAGGCACCCACUUCACCUGCUUCUGUCAAACUUGCCCAGCAUAUUGCAGACUGUCCUAGUUUGUUCCCACAAAUAUUGAAGACCUUAUUCGAGAUAGUUUUAUUUGAGGAUUGUGGCAACCAAUGGAGUCUUAGCAGGCCUAUGUUGAGCUUAAUUCUUAUUAGUGAGCAGAUAUUUGCUGAUCUCAAAGCUCAAAUUUUGGCUUCACAGCCUGUGGAUCAUCAUCAGAGGCUCUCCAUUUGUUUUGACAAGCUUAUGUCUGAUGUUACACGAAGCCUAGAUUCAAAGAACAGAGACAAAUUUACCCAGAAUCUAACUGUAUUCAGACACGAAUUCCGUAUCAAAUAGCUAAAGCAAUGUGCUCUUUAAGUAACCCUUCUUUUCUAUUUUUCUGCAAAAGAUGUUCAACAGACGGGUGUGAAUGUGGGAAGGGAAGCAUCUUUUUGCUGCAUUGUGUUUGGUUUUCUUGCCUGAAGUAAAAAGAUCAGACACUUUUCUGAAGUUGAUGGGAAAGUUGUGUGAAAACGGUAUUGGUGGUAUUGUAUAGUUUGCUAUACCGGAAGGCGUUAUGGAAUGUUACAAAAGGGUUUUGCCAAAGUGCAUACGCAUGUAGGAUAUCUGACAUUCAUAUGAUAGGGAAAUGGCGAUUCUGCAUCUAGCACAUCAUUCUUUUGAAACAUAUAAUGUAAAAUCAUUUGGGGCUUGUAUGUUUUGGAGAUGGAUCAUGUUUAUGCGACCCCAAGAAAAGAAAAAUAGGUAAGGAAAAGUAAAGUAACUCUAGUAUGAAGUUGUUGAUGCUUUUGUACAUUAACACCCACAUAUUCUUUCUACUUGUCGAUAGCUUAAAGAAGAAAAAAGGAAAUUCCUCGAGGUUGGUUGUUUUUUGUUCUCCGAUUCUACUUGAAUCAAGACCGUUUUGAAGCAUAUCUCUAGGUUCUUAUCAGCUUAUGUCAGAAAUUGUAUUUCCGAUACAUUAUUUGUUUGCCUGCACAUUAUACACCUUAUGUUACGGUCCAGCUGACGACCAUUGUUGUCAUCCUAUUAUUGUGUACUGUCUGUUUUGUUUUCCAUUGUAAUACCGCGUGUACAUUGUACUUAAUUGGCACAUAGCCAGCUUAUUCAAGUAUUGUUCUUUUUUUGAAA